Messenger RNA from Setaria italica (foxtail millet), 3137 nucleotides. RefSeq names its product TORTIFOLIA1-like protein 2. Gene Ontology annotation, molecular function: microtubule binding. Bases 307 to 2823 code for a protein of 838 amino acids. The transcript has 8 exons. The record is from RefSeq and is a predicted model, not a curated record. NCBI's taxonomy places the organism in Eukaryota, Viridiplantae, Streptophyta, Magnoliopsida, Poales, Poaceae. Gene Ontology annotation, cellular component: microtubule.
UUUACAUGAUUACCGCGUGGUAAGUUUGGAAUUCAAAAUCCCUUCUAGUACGGGAAAGAGGCGAGGCUUCCAUUCCAAGCCUGCGCGGCGGUCCUCCGGGCGGGCUCUCGCACUCGCGGUCGCGGAGAGAUCUCCGAGCAUCCCCCGCCGCUUCCGCUACAGGUAAGGAAUGGGAGGGGAAACUACAGGAAACACGGUCUCCGUUGCCCCGGUGGAGAAGGCACUGUCCCUCUCCCUGUACGUUUUCCUGUGAGAUCCCUGCUAAUUUGUUCACGGAGCUGUAUCUUGUGAGAGCAUUACACUACCAUGACGAAGUCCAGUGCGGUUACUUCGAAGGGCAAGGCCGCAUUUGAGCUGAAGCACAGGCUGGUCCAAGCUGUUAACAAGAUUGCUGACAGAGACACAUACCAGAUUGGAUUGGAUGAGCUCGAGAAGAUGGCGGAUACCCUGGCCCCUGACAUGAUCGGUCCCUUCUUGUCAUGUGUGAUUGACACUGAUGCUGAGCAGAAGAGUGCAGUGCGCAAGGAGUGCAUCAAGGUGAUUGGCACACUGGCACGCUUGCAUGGGAACCUACUGGCACCACACAUGGCGAAAAUGGUGUCCAGCAUCGUUAAGCGCCUGAAGGACACCGACUCAGUUGUUAGAGAUGCAUGUGUUGACACUUGUGGUACCCUUGCAAUGUGCGCCAGAAGUUAUGGGGAUGGUGGUGCGGCAUUGGUGGCAUUGGUGCGCCCCCUGUUUGAAUCACUGGGUGAACAGAAUAGAUAUGUUCAGGCUGGGGCAGCAUUGUGCUUGGCCAAGGUUAUAGAUGAGAGCAAUUACUUCCCUGGACCUGUUCUCCCGCAGAUGCUUGUCCGUGUUGUUAAGCUGCUCAAGAAUCCCCAUUUCAUGGCAAAGCCCGCAGCGAUUGAAUUGAUAAGAAGCAUUGUUCAGGCUGAAGGUGCUUCCACAGAGCAGGCGUUAUCAUCAGCUCUAACAAGUAUUAUGGAUGCACUUAAGAGUAGCGACUGGAAUACAAGGAAGGCUGCCUCUCUUGCUCUUUCAAGUAUUGCUGUCAGUUCUGGGUAUUUGGUUGCCUCUUUCAGAACUUCCUGCCUUCGCUCCCUUGAGCGUAGUAAAUUUGAUAAGGUAAAACCAGUUCGUGAUGCCAUUAUACACGCAAUUCAGCUGUGGAAAGCUAUUCCAGGGUCUCAUACUCCUGAACCAUCGGAAGCUGGAUCAUCAACAAAAGAGAACUUCUUUGGUGACCAUCAUGAUGCCAGAAGUAUACAUGAUGGUGGAUCACGAGAUACUUCUUUUAGGAGAACAGAUCAUGGGCCUUCCGUAUCUGUUACCAGUGGCAGUUCUAUCACUUCAGCAAAGAGGAGAUCCCCUUUGUCAAUCAACAAAAUAGCCCUAAACAAUGCUGCAAAUAUGCAUCGCUUGAAGUCUGGUGAUUGGCGUGUUGAGGUGUCAGUUCCAAAGCAGAAUAUGAUGCCAUUGGUUGAUAUUGAUGAGAAGGGGUCCAGUAAAGUCUGCAUCCUAAAAGAUGCAAAGAGAAAUGCAUAUGAAAUCGCUGAUGAAGACAGUAAGUUUGACUAUGACAUCUUGGAUGAUAAACAAGAAUGCUCCUCUGUGUCAGAAGUAGCCAGCAGGAGUUGUGAGACAAAGCAUGUCACUACUGCUCAGGAAUGUAUUGAAGAUUGUGAAUCGACACAAGUCACUGAACGAUGUCCUAGGGGUCAAGAGAGUAAGAGCAUAGAUUCAACAGUUACAGAUGUUACUGCACAUGGCACACAUAGUUGUUGUCUAAAUACCAUGAAUGAAUUGGCACUCAUUAGGAAGCAACUUCAAGAGAUGGAAAGGAAGCAAGCAAAUCUUUUUGACUUGUUGCAGGAAUUCAUGUCCACCUCUGUGGAGAACAUGACGGUGCUAAAUUUGAAGGUGCACAAUUUGGAGAAUGCUGUAGACAAAACUGUGUAUACAAUCACUCAGAGUGAAAGCCGGUAUCAUCUUCCUGGUUCCAAGUUUUUUAAGAACCAAAGUGUUUCUUCUUCACCCAGGCUUUCUACUUCUACACCUAGAUCAUCUGUGGAUGCUAACUACAAGCCACCACCAAUUUCACACUUGAAACAUGAGAAGAAGUGGAUGCAUGAUCUACCAUCUAAGGGCUCAAACGUGUGCACUAAAGAGGGAGCUGAAUUUCCGAAGGAUCAUGUUCGCAGCAGAUUUAGGAAGCCUGAGACUGUGAGCUCAGAGAGUAACUUGGGAAGAUAUGUUCCAAGCUCAGCGAGAAGUCAAGCAUCAAUGGUUAAAGGGGCUUUGCCAGUUUCAUUUACCAGUUCCUGUGAGCAACCUGAAAUGCAAAAUGCAUUAUGUGCAUCUAACCAGUCUGGUGAAUUUCAAGGUACUGGCGAAAUCGAGCCUGCAUACAUGGAGGCCCUAAACUGUGGUGAUUAUGAUGAUCUGAUUGACCUAAUGGAUAGAACUGGACCAGUUCUUGAGAAGUUGUCGUGUGAGACAGCAAAUGAACUUCUAAGGGUUAUAACUUGCCAAUUUCUUAAUAAAAAGUUUUUUGACUUAGCCCUGCCUUGGCUUCAACAAUUAGCAGAUUUAAGCACGAUCUAUAAGCCAGGCCAACUUUUUGCAUCUGUGAGAGCACAAAAGGAGUUUCUUUCUGCAUUGGAGGAAGUUGCAACAAGUGGAUCUACAGAACCAGCCAUUAGGAUUGCCAUUGCACAGCUUGCAUUUAAACUGACCAAAGCUUUUGAGGUUGGCCCAUGCAGGAAAAUUUCAACUAGAGUACGCAGAGGAAAUGAAACUAUCAUGGCCACUGCAAUGUGAGAUAUUCCUCGCAAAUUGCAAUGAUGUAAUCUAGUGUAUGCUCAGGGCACGAAGCAGUGCUCUUUUUUAGAUGAAGGACAAAGCAAUGCUUUAGUGAGCUCAAUUUCUUUUUCUUGUAGCUCUACAACCUUUAUGAUGCUGUAUCUGUUUGAUUAGUGUGUGAAAGACUCAAAGGUUUCUGCAGAACGAUUGAUAGUUUGCUAGUUGAAAACAUGUGUGUUUUAGCUCUGUACUGUAGUUCUGGAAUUUGCAUUUUGCCAUUUGGCAUGACUUAAGAGUUAUGAGUAUAUGCUUGAUGCUGACAAGGUCCUACA